This is a messenger RNA of Funneliformis geosporum, 450 nucleotides long. The record is from the annotation of a GenBank genome assembly. NCBI's taxonomy places the organism in Eukaryota, Fungi, Glomeromycota, Glomeromycetes, Glomerales, Glomeraceae.
AUGGCGAAAAGUUUCAACAUAUAUGUUGGAAAGGUUGCCAGAACCCCCAGAACAACGUAUUACCCGAAGCAAAAUUUAUUAUGUGAAGGUGAUUUACUUUGUCAUAAAUGUUAUAUGCAAUAUAUAAGUAAUCCGGUAGAAAAAGCAAAACAACAAUUAAAACAAAAGCGACAUGCUAAACCACCAUCUAAUGCAACCGAACAUUCGUCACGGAGGGUAUUGACAUCAGUUCAACCUCAACCUCGCGCUUUAAGAAGCACUCAUAUUGCUAUACCUACAAAUAUUUAUGAACAACAACAAGUUGAAUUGGCUUCUUUACAUGAUGUUGUUAAAAAACAACAAUCCGAAUUGGAUUCUUUACGCGAGCAAGUUUUAAAUACACAAGAGCAAUUAGCAAACGAGAUGCAGAAAUGCUCUGAUAUCUCCAAAGGUUCGUUAUUUUACAAAUAA